UACUUAAUGGAAAGUGAGCACUCUCCCAUUCGCCAUUCCCACUCAAGCAUAAAAGCUAAAAGCCCAACAAGGGCACAACCAUCGGGCCACGACGCCAUUGGCGCAUUCUCGAAUCGAACCCGCUGCUGUGUGUAAUCCCACUACCAUCCUCUCAACUCUGAAGACUCUAUAAUCUUUUCUUUUGCCUGCUGGCUGCUGACAUUCGGCUUCGGUUGCGCUCUACUUUCCCCCUUUCUGUUUACUUCCUCUGAUUUCUUCCAUGGCUACUCAAACCUCGGUCAUCGCCUGGGGCUCGGGCGAAGACGGGCAACUGGGGAUAGGCAGCAAUGAAGAGAGGGAAUGGGUUUGCAUAGUCAAAGCACUCGAGCCCUAUAAAGUUCGCUCUGUUGUUGCUGGCAGUCGCAACUCUCUCGCCAUUUGUGAUGAUGGCAAGUUGUUUACAUGGGGUUGGAACCAGAGAGGAACGCUGGGCCACCCACCUGAGACAAAGACUGAAAACGUGCCUAGCCAGGUUAAGGCCCUUGUCAAUGUCAAUAUUGUGCAGGCGGCUAUUGGUGGAUGGCAUUGCUUGGCUGUUGAUGAUCAGGGACGUACUUAUGCUUGGGGUGGGAAUGAGUAUGGGCAAUGCGGUGAAGAGCCUGAGCGGAAUGAUGAAACUGGGAGACUACUUAGGAGGGAUAUAAUGAUUCCUCAACGUUGUGCUCCAAAGCUUGUUGUUCGUCAGGUAGCAGCUGGAGGUACACAUUCCGUGGUGCUUACACGUGAAGGUCAUGUAUGGACAUGGGGCCAACCAUGGCCUCCUGGAGACAUAAAACAAAUCUCUGUUCCUGUACGUGUCCAAGGGCUUGAUAAAGUGAGGCUUAUUGCAGUCGGAGCAUUCCAUAAUUUAGCGCUUAAAGAAGAUGGAACACUGUGGGCAUGGGGCAAUAAUGAAUAUGGGCAACUUGGGACUGGUGAUACCCAGCCAAGAUCACAGCCUAUUCUUGUCCAAGGCCUAUCUGGUCUCAAUUUGGUUGAUAUCGCUGCUGGCGGAUGGCAUUCUACUGCAUUAACUCAGGAUGGAGAGGUGUAUGGUUGGGGAAGGGGUGAACAUGGAAGACUGGGUUUCGGGGACAACGACAAGAGCAGUAAAAUGGUACCACAAAAGGUUAAUCUUUUGACAGGGGAGGACAUAGUUCAGGUAUCAUGCGGUGGGACGCACUCAGUAGCAAUGACACGAGAUGGACGGAUAUUCUCGUUUGGGAGAGGGGACCAUGGCAGACUGGGACGCGGGAGGAAGGCUACAACUGGGCACCCGAUUGAAGUACCAAUCAACAUCCCGCCUCCAACUGCCAUUCCGAGUGUGAAAGAAGGAGAAGAUGAAGGUGAAGGGAAAUGGAGGGCAAAGCUUGUUGGUUGCGGGGGUAGACACACAUUGGCCAUUGUAGAAUGGAGCAGCACAUGAGCAAAACUCUAACUGGAUUCUCUCUGCAAAAGUUUUAUGUAGGCAAGUGACAAUAAGGGUGGUGAACCCAACUCACCUAUCCACCCUGGAAAACACCAUGAACUCGGGGUUCCUUAUGAGUUAUUAUAUAUAUAAACUUACCCUGUUUGUGGGGUUGUGAUGAUGAUGCUAUGGUAUAUGGGUAUAUUUGUGGGUCAAGUUCCUGUUUACAGUGUUUGGGAUGUGAAUGUGUAACCAUUGGUUCAUGGUUCAUAUUAGUCUGCUUCAACUGGAGAAGAUGGAAUAUUUCAGGCAGGGUUCAGAGUGAAUGUAAUGCAAAAAAUACAUAAAUCUGUGUCUCUGAGGCAGAACUGGUGCAGGCUUUGACGCGGAGGAGCACUGGAGAUUGGUUCUCUGUUUCUGUCUGCCGGUGGCUUUAUUAUUUCUUCUGAAUACUCGAUGGAA
Molecule: messenger RNA, 1888 nt
Organism: Linum tenue
Lineage: Eukaryota; Viridiplantae; Streptophyta; Magnoliopsida; Malpighiales; Linaceae
Source: the annotation of a GenBank genome assembly